AGGGCAAUAAUACUUACUAUAUAUCCGCCCCAAAGUGACUUAUUUUGAACCCACCUUAUUACCUCAUAUUUUACCCUGUUGUACUACACCAUGGAAAGCCUAAGAGACUGUACCACCAGUUCUUCAACCACCUCUGCCCCUGCCUUCCACACACUUAGACAAGCACGUCGCGCUGCCUUGAACCGAGUAUUUGCAGCAGUUUAUUCAUGUGCCAUCUUAGCUUUGCUCUAUCACCAUGCACUCAAACUCAUCCACUCAACCAGCUUGGCAUCCUUCUUUAUCUCCCUCUCCUUGUUCAUCUCUGAUAUUUUCCUUGCCUUCAUGUGGGUUAACCGGCAGAGUUUUCGAAUGAAUCAAGUUUAUCGAAGUGAGUUUCCUGAAAAACUCAAAGAGGUCGUGAAUGAAUCUGACUUUCCUGCACUGGACGUGUUCAUAUGCACCGCAGAUCCGUACAAGGAGCCACCAAUGAGCUUGGUGAACACUGCCUUAUCUGUGAUUGCCUAUGAAUAUCCAGCAGAGAAGGUCUCGGUGUAUAUUUCAGAUGAUGGGGGCUCUCAGAUGACUCUCUUUGCUCUUAUGGAAGCUGCAAAAUUUGCAAGCCACUGGUUACCAUUUUGUAGAAAAAAUAAUUUGGUAGACAGGAGCCCAGAUGCUUAUUUUGCAUCAAAUCACACUCCGUGCUCUGAGACCGAGAAGAUCGAGAUAAUGUAUGAAAGCAUGAAAAUCAAGGUAGAUAAUGUUCUUGAAAGGGGAAAAGUUGACGAAGAUUAUAUCAUUGGAGAAGAAGAGCGCACUGCUUUCACCAAAUGGACAAAUGAAUUUACUCGCCAAGAUCAUCCCCCUGUCAUUCAGGUCUUGUUAGACAAUAGUAAAGACAAAGACAUCUCAGGCCAUUUGAUGCCAAGCCUCAUCUAUGUCGCUAGAGAAAAGAGCAGGACUUCACCCCACCAUUUUAAGGCUGGGGCCCUUAAUGCCCUGGUUCGAGUGUCAGCUAUAAUGACCAAUGCACCCAUUAUUUUGACCUUGGAUUGUGACAUGUACUCCAAUGAUCCACAAACACCUAUCCGUGUGUUGUGUUACUUAUCAGAUCCUAAAAUUCUGUCUACACUAGGAUACAUUCAAUUUCCUCAAAAAUUUCAUGGACUCAAUGAAAACGAUAUUUAUGCUUGUGAGUAUAAAUACUUGUUUAUAGCUAAUCCAGCAGGAUUGGAUGGAUUAUCUGGUCCUAAUUAUGUAGGAUCUGGAUGUUUUUUUCGUCGACGUGCCUUAUUUGGAGGUCCAUUAACUAUGAUUUCACCAGAAAUCCCUGAAUUAAACCCACAUCAUGUUGUGGACAAGCACAUCCAGUCGCAACCAAUUUUGGAACUGGCACACAAAGUAGCAGGGUGCAAUUAUGAGAAUAACACAAGUUGGGGCUAUAAGAAUGGCUUCAAAUAUGGUUCAUUGGUCGAGGACUACUUUACGGGUUAUAGGCUACAAGGUGAGGGAUGGAAGGCCAUAUUUUGCAAUCCUAAGAGGCCAGCGUUUUUGGGAGACGUACCAAUCAGCCUUGUGGAUGGUUUGAAUCAAUGCAAACGAUGGGCCAUUGGUCUACUUGAGGUGGUCUUCUCGAAAUAUAACCCCAUGAUAUUCGGCACCAGGAACAUAGGCCUUCUUAUGGGCCUUGGCUAUGCACAUUAUUCAUUUUGGCCCAGUUGGUCAAUUCCAACCACCAUAUAUGCCUUCAUCCCCCAGCUUGCUCUCCUCAAUGGAGUCAGUAUUUUCCCAAAGGUAUCAGAACCAUGGUUUUUCUUAUACGGGUUUCUUUUCCUUGGAGCUUAUGGGCAACAUCUUCUUGAAUUUGUCUUAGAGGGAGGUACAAUUCAAAGGUGGUGGAAUGAUCAGAGGAUGUGGAUGAUAAGAGGACUCUCAUGCUUUUUGUUUGGAUCCCUUGAGUACUUACUCAAGCAUUUAGGCAUUUCCACAACGGGUUUCAACUUGACUAGCAAAGUAGUUGAUGAUGAACAAAGCAAAAGAUAUGAACAAGGGGUUUUUGAUUUUGGAGUACCAUCACCUAUGUUUGUGCCACUAGUAAUGGCAGCAAUAAUCAACCUAGCCGCAUUAGUUCGAGGGCUCACAGAGGCUUUCGUGGGCAGAAAAUUGGAGGAGCUGUUUGUGCAAGUGUUCAUAGCAGGAUUUGUUGUUGUGAACUCCGCACCAAUUUAUGAAGCCAUGGUCUUGAGAAGUGAUAAAGGAAGGAUGCCAAAUAAAACAACUUCAUUUUCAAUAUUUCUAGCCUUGGCUCUUUAUGUGAUAUUUUCUCUUACUCUUAGGAAUUAAUUAAAAUUGGGAUCUCUGGUUUUAUUUACUCUGCACAAAUGUAUUAGUGCUAUUGAAAUAACUUAGCAAAUGGGAAAAAAAAAUUAUUGCUAUUGAAUGAGGUGAAAGCUUUACCAUUUUUUUUUAUAAGAAUGAAACUUUUCAACUUUGUGUUA
Molecule: messenger RNA, 2474 nt
Organism: Quercus lobata
Lineage: Eukaryota; Viridiplantae; Streptophyta; Magnoliopsida; Fagales; Fagaceae
Product: cellulose synthase-like protein G3
Exons: 6
Coding region: 91-2319 (742 amino acids)
Biological process (GO): cellulose biosynthetic process
Cellular component (GO): membrane
Molecular function (GO): cellulose synthase (UDP-forming) activity
Source: RefSeq, a predicted model, not a curated record